Messenger RNA from Heterotrigona itama, 1526 nucleotides. NCBI's taxonomy places the organism in Eukaryota, Metazoa, Arthropoda, Insecta, Hymenoptera, Apidae. The record is from the annotation of a GenBank genome assembly.
AUGGCGCACGAAAGUGAAAAUUCGAGAAACAUUCGCAAACGGAAUAUAAUGGGUAAUUUUUGUGUGCGACGGAAGGAAAUAUCUCGCGAAAACACGCGUGAAAUCUUUCUUUCUAUUUGUAUCGUGUCUGUCUGACUAAAUUAAUAUGAUCAUGUCUGAUGUCAAAAGUAGUUUAGUACUCGUUCGAUCAUAAAUAAAUCGUCGUGACUCUCUAUCUCGUAAUACACGAAUUAUUCUGUCCUGGCGACGAUAACGUAAUCUUUUAUUUUAUUUUAUUUUAUUUUUUUUUAAUAACUUAGAAACGAUUGACGCGGCAAGUGCAUUUGUUUGGAUUAUUUUCAGAUCGAUCGAUUAUAUCAAAAAAGAUUUCGCACAUAAUAAAAUAUCAUACCAGCUGGUGUAUGAAUCUCUGGACGUUAAUCUGGCUCCACAGAAUUUCCUCUUUGUCUACUAAAACGAACGAGUCGCUCACCUUGCGAUUAAUUUGCAUUGCAGGAAGUCAGUUCAGCGACAAUACACCGCCGGUAAUGUGGAUAGACCGAAAUUUGGUGCUUCUGGAUACAGAGCCGGUAGGAAAUAUAGUGACUAGGGCCCGUGCCAAGGACAAUGAACAGGAUCAGCUAACCUAUGGCCUGGAACCUCUUGGGCACAACUACAACGGAAACGACAGCCCGCAACCGCCGCUCCCUUUCUUCAUCGACAAUAGAACCGGCAUUAUCUACGUUAACGAAACGCUCAAAGACAAGGGAGGGCAGGACCUGUUCCUUUACGUGACCGUGUCUGACGGUCAGCUCACGACAAAGACCGAGGUCUACGUCGCUAUUCAGAACACCUCGAAUCCCAAGGAACCCGACUGGACCAGGAACCCGGUGAGCUCCGCUGGCAGAAGGAGACCACCGUUGUUGUCCGGCGUCGUUCCUGGACAGGGACUGUUCCGAAAAUUGGGGAUACCACCGUCGCCGGUAGCUGUGCCCCCGAGCAUACCGAAAACGACGAGGCUGCAGCCCGAGGAGGCGAAACAGGCGGAGGCUGACGCCAGUCCAGGGACCACCGGUGUUCCGCAACAGGCCACAGAGGAGAACGAGGUCGAGGGGCCAGCUCUCAGCUCGAAAAUUGCACCUGCCGAGGCACCGCCUUCCCAAGAUAUAGCAAUCACCUUGGUACCUGUCACGGCGGUCUGCGUGCUGCUCGUGGGCCUUGGCAUGGGCGCCUGGUCCCUCAGAAACAAAUUCUGCAGGAACCGCAAGUCCAAGGAAGACACGGUACCAACACACACAGUUUUAUGGAUGAAGUGUUGUUAUACGGGUAUUCUGAAGGAUGAUGAGAGAUACAGAGGAAGGUUGAUUGGUAAAGAGCAAGCCUCGGUCAGCGUUUCGAAUAUAUCAGACGAUCCAUCGCUCGUUUUGAAAAGAUGGCGAGGUCCAAAAGCGCAUAACAAUCGAUACGAGCCCUGGGAAAAAGAGAAUCAAGGUGCGCAGAAUAAACAAGAAGAUAAAUGGGAAUUUCCACGGCAUCGAUUAAAGGUC